AUGGCGACUGGUGGUGGCGACGAGAAAGGAGCGUGGUACCAAGUGCCGACUUGGGAUGGGUCGCCAUUGACAUGGCGAUCAUUUAGAAGGGAGAUGACUUGGUGGGUCAGCAGCUUGGACUUGCAGGCCACGGCCAAGUAUAACUUGGCUGCUCGCUGGCUCCUCAGACAGACCGGCAUCGUUCGCCAGCGUGGGGAAGAGUUCAAUCCCGAUGAACUGCAAUUCAAGCCCGCUGAAACCUACACCGACCCUGUUUCUGGCGAACCUGUUGAGGUGACCCCUGCAGACUAUUUGUUUGGGUUGAACAAAUUGCUCACCGCCCUUGAAGCAAUCAACGGACAGAGUUUGUUGGAUAAGCGUGGUGAGCUUCGCAACUUGUUCUACUUGGAGUUGAAGCGGUCUCCCAAUGAGCGUGUUGCUGAGUUUUGCACCCGCUUCAGGACCUUGGCUGCCGACCUCAGUGCAGAGGGAGUUUCGAUUCAGAGCACUGAACUCGGCUGGUUCCUUCGCCAGAAGCUUGGCCUUGAUAGUCUGCGUCAACAGCUUCUUGAAACUGCCCUUGGCGGCCGCGAGGAGUACAAUGUCGUGGAGGCUGAAUGCUUGCGCCUUUUUAAGGACCUACAUCACAACGAUCCUCUUCGCCGCUUUGACCGACAAGGAGACCGUCCGAAGUUGACGAUUCGACGGCUGUUUCAAUCGCAAUCCCAAAAGGGACCAUCGUCUUCGGCAUCCACUAUCAGCCGAUCACCGUCUAUGUUCUCGGCGGCGACUUCGGCACGCUCUUCGAACUCUACCAGCACGAGACGUGCCUAUGUGACUGAGACUGAUGAUGGUCAUGAUCAGUCGCAUGAAGAGGUUUUGGAGACCGUGGCCGAGGAAGACCAUGCCGGUGAGCAAGCGGCUGAUCCGACCUUGGAGGAGGUCAUCCAGAGCGAAGCUGAGUGUUUGGCCACUGAACUUCAGGAGGCCGAGGAGCAGGGCAUCGAUCCAGGUGUCCUAGAGGAAAUGGAGUCUUCGUUUGAGCAGGCCGCUGAGGCCCUUGUCACGAUGAAGGAGGCGAAAAGCCGCUUGCAGGAGGUUCGCAAGGACCGUGGCUUCGGUCGAGCUGGAGCAGUUGGAGGUGGACGGCAAAACGCCGGAGUUCCAGCGGCCAGAAAGGCCUCGGGGAAGCAUCCAUGCUUCGAUUGCAAUCAGCAUGGUCAUUGGGCUGGCGACAAGGAGUGCCCUAAGCCUGGUGCAGGUCUUGGCCGAAAGGGCCCUCCAGCUGCCGCGAAAGCAAAAACGCGGCAAGUUCGUGUGACCGAAGCCUUCCAAGCUGAGCAUGUCGUUGUUCCUGAACCCCUUGCACCUUCACCAUCGAGUACAUCCACACCUUUGGAAAACCCUGGGUCCCCUCACGAGGUCAACAUGGUUUUGCACGGGAGUUCAACCAUGCCCUUGGGUCAAGCCUUUGAGCAGUCGUUGGCGAAUGCCUUGAACUCCACCCUCGUUUCGACCGCCGCACAGGACUUGCCGAACGAGAAGCACCAUGUUGGGGCCCUAGAUAGCGCGUGCAAUCGCAGUUGCGCUGGACCGACUUGGCUGCAGAGCUAUGUCUCCCAGCUUGAGAGUGCACCACCGUACCGUUCAUUCGUGCUUUACUUCACCAUGUCUCCGAAUCGGAGCGAUUCAAGUUCGGCAACGGAGGUCCCCAUUCCUUCGUUGGGUUGUUUACUCGGUCGCGAUGUGUUGGAUGCCCUCGGAGCUGUCUUGAACUUUGGCCAGCGCACCUUGCAGUGCACUUCAUUGUUUGAUGACUCCCAAAGGUUGGAACUCAAGCACAUGGCAGCCGGGCACUUCAUGCUGGAGCUCCUGCCAGAGUCUUGGCCAAGGCUCGGCCCCGUGAAAUGGCGUCGAUGCGGCCUUGAUGGAGUGCUCGAGUUGCAGUUGACCCCAAGAUCAUGGCUAGAGCGAAGAGUUGCUGAGGCACGAUGUUUGACUUCGCAUUGUCACUUCAUCGACGCCUUCUCGGACUACCAGAGCGACUACUUGCAGAACGACCUGAAGUACCAGUUCAUGAUGAUUUCACCACCGACAUCCACCUUCCUGUCGGACAUGGCUGCCUUGGAGGCAGCGCCGUUGGAGCCUUUGACUCCGUCGCUGGUGAAGAUCUUCAAGGAAGUGAACACGAAGGGCAUCGUGCCCUAUCGGUGGAAUCGGUUCAUCCUCCGCCUCGUCGACAGGAGGAAUUGGCAUGCAAGGAGCCUACUCAUUCAGUUCGCUUCAAGAGCUCACUUGCGCUAUUUGCCUUUUCCAUAUCCCUCGGUUUGCUCAGUGGAGCAAUGGCUUCUCCAGGCACAGUCAAUGAUCAACAUGAAGACUAUGAGCCGGCGGCACCACUUCAUUGCCCUCGAGACCGGUGGCUACACUGUGGAGCACCUGUUGGAGCUCGGGAGGUUGAGAGACCGAUGUGGCUGGAAGAUGGCAUUUGUGGAGGACAGUCUCUUGGCUGGAUUUCUUGCUGCCCGGAGCCAGAAGGGUCAGCGGGAGAAGCUUCGUGCCGCUGCCUUGGAGGAGACAAAGCAGAAGAUCGCCAAGGAGUCGGCCGAGAUGGAUCGCGAGAUCAUGGCUCGCCAGUUGCUUGGACCAAGAGGUGGUUUGCCGACCUUGCGAAGCGACUUGGUCAAGUUGGCGCUCUUGCUCAAUUUGACCCCUGGACCAAAGGAGACGGUGGCUCAGCUGCAAGGCCGCAUCCGCCCACUCGUGGACAUCUUGAAGAACAAGAACCCUCCGUUGCAUUCGACGCCCUUGGAGGUACCUCGUGCAGAUCCUCUCCAUCGUGUGACGCCCACGUCGUCCUCAUGGUCAGCCGUGUCCGGAAUGGAGGCACCGAAGGCGGCUAUGGAGCGGAAGCAGGAGGGAUGUCCAAUGCCCUCCGAACUUCACCAGAUGGAAGUUCGUGUCCAGGAGAUGAUGAAGGCCCAGGACGCUCGCUUUCAAGCUAUGUUGGGGGCCUCCUCUGUCAGCAAGCGCGGGAGCUUUUCCGGCGCCAUCCGAGGUGGGAACCACAUCUCCGAGCGAUGUGGUCAUGGACCUGACCAAGGACGACCUGUGAAGAAUUUCGACGACCUUGUGGACACCGUCGAUGGCAACUUCAAGAUUCAUGGCAAAGUGAAGAAGGGCAUCAGCCAGAUGAUCUCACAAGCAUGGCAUCAACAUCGACGAGACCAGAUCGCCCUUUCAGUUGGCUUGAAGGAGAUCAAGGAAGUCUUCAUGGCCACUUGGAACAUGGAGAUGAGAGAUGCUAUGAAUGAGACCUUCGCUGUGGAACUUCGCAUGCCCACUUUUCUCACCGAGGUCUACACCGACACUGAGCCUGUGGCUCAGGCGACUCGUCGCCAUGGCUUGGUUGCUGGAGAAAGCUUGACUCUUGGCACUGGUUGGGAUUUUCGACUUCCUGAUCAUUGCAAAGCAGCACUGGCAUGGAUGAAGCGUGUCAAGCCCUAUGUUGUGGUCCUUGCUUUUCCUUGUGGUGCCUGGUCACAGUUGUUGGCCCUCAACGCUUCCGUUGACCUUGACAGGCUUCGUAGUGAGGCUUUUGAGUUGGUAUUCUUUGCCAUCGAGGUCGCUCGCUUGCAGUUGAGAGGAGGUAGGCACUACUUGAUGGAGAAUCCUCGCUCCUCCAUGGCAUGGAAGCUUGAGAUUAUGGAGGACUUUGUGCAGUCCACAGGCGCCUUGGAGGUGGUCGUGGACAUGUGUCGUUUUGGUCUUCGGGCCCCUGACGGUGAACUUCACAAGAAAGCAACGAAGCUGGUGACUUCAAUGCAAGCCCUCGUGUCCGCCUUCUUGGACAAGCGUUGUUUGGGAGAUCACCGUCACACACCGGUGAUUGGAGGCAAGAAGAUUUCUACCGCGGCGGGUCACUACACCAAGGACUUCGCCGACGCCGUGGUCGAUGCCUGCAUGCAGCAGUACGACUUCGAGAACGCCUACAUCUUCAAGGGCUACAACCAUGAGUCCGAGGCUUUCACUGUUGAACAUGAGGUGAUGGCCGUUGGAGAUGAUGGCGAUUUGGACUCCGAGGCUUCAUUUGAGGUCUCCAAGGACGAUGAGCAGAAGCCCAUUUCCGCAGCGGUGAAGAAUGCCGUUUACCGCCUGCAUGUGAACACCAGCCACCGGAGCAACCAGAGGCUGGCGAAGGCUUUGCUGAUUUGUGGAGCCCCCAAAGAAGCAGUUCUGGCAGCCAAGCGGCUGAAAUGUCCUGUUUGCGCUGAGCGGCGCAACCCAAAGCCUAGACCGGGCAGGGAGUUUGUCUCCGCCGAGUUCGGCGAUUGGUGCGACAGCCAGAGCAUCUACCUGUACCACAUUGGAGUCGGUGCCCCUUGGCAAAACGGGAUCUGUGAGCGAUCCGGCGCUACUUUGAAAGCGUUGGUUGGUGCUGUUGCUCAAUCUCACGCCAUUGGGUCCUUCGAAGAGAUGGAGUUGACAGUUGGAGAGGCCGUGGCUUCCUAUAACUCUGACUUGAAUGAAGGUGGGGUGGCACCCAUCCAGUUGGUCACGGGCAAGAUUCCUUCGCCUGGUGGUGAUGUGUUGAACAGCUUCAAUGCCCGCCUCAGCGAGCACUCUCUCAUUGAGGCGAAACCAACCCUGAGCAAGCUGGUCGCGAUUCGAGAGACGGCUCGACUCUCGAUGAUCAGACUACACUACAGUCGAGGCCUACGGCAGGCUGAACUCAGUCGCUCUCGAGCGACGACUGGUGAAGAUCUACCUCAACCUGGCGACUUGGUGUUCUUUUGGAGAGCUCAAAAGUAUCAGUCCAGGAAGGAUGUUGGUGCUGGCACUCGUCGCAGGCUGAUGCUUCGACGUUGGCAUGGGCCAGGACUCCUCGUUGCUACAGAAGGUCGUCAUGGAACUGAUUUAGCUGCCAAUUGUUUUGUUUCCUUUUGCGGUCAGUUGACCAAAUGCCCCUUGGAGCAUGUGAGAAAGGCAUCCUCGCUGGAGAGCAUAGCAGCUGGUUCUUGGGAGGCGGCCAUUGAUGAGGUGAUCAACGCAGCAAAGAAUGAAGCUCGAGCUCGCGAGCAUGAUGACGGUUCUGAUGAACCUGAGCCUGAUGGACCUUUACGACCAUCGACGCCGGAGCAGUUUGCAGGUCAGCUUCAGCCCUCAGAGAUUGUGGCUGCACUUCAACCGCCAAGUUCGGCAGCACCCUCGCUUGUUGGCAGGACGGCCCCGCCAUCAUUGCUUGAGACCGCUGGCGAAGGCACUGAGACGCCGGGCACGGCCGCUCCUGGAACACCGGUUCCGAGCUUGAUCCUGCAAGCUUCCCAGUCGAGGCUGACGAGUCCUAUGGCAAGUUCGACUAUGUCCCGCACCUUGGAGCGUGCGAGAGCAUUAGAUGAAGAAGUUGCUGAACGGGCCGAACGUGGAGUCAAGAGACCUGCAGAAGGUCCACCUUUGGAAGCAGAAGAGCAUGGCGCCCGUCCUGCAUUUGAAGCCUUGGAACUCACCCAUGAGGAACUGCAGAAGAUUUCCGAUGGGGCGGACGUGCAUCCUUUGUUGAAGCUCCAGGCAAUGAUCGACCUUGAUCGCGACCUGGGCAACACUAUGAGUGAGCCAGACCAUGGCACAUGGGACGGAAGAUGGAGUCUCAUUUGCCAACGUGAUUGGGACACACUGCAGCGCCUGGGAGCGCAACUUCCUUCAGGAGCACCUCAUGAUGUGCUGGCACUUCAAACUGCUCGCAAAGAGUAUGUCUGGAGCAAGAUGUCUCCAAAUCAGAAGCAGCUGUGGGGUGAGGCGGCAGUCACUGGAUGGAAGGCCUACAUCGACAACUCUGCCGUUGAGGUCCUCUCGAUGCAUGAGUCCAUCCGCCUGAGCAUGAUUGAGUACCACGAGAACCUCGCCGAGGUCAUCUUGAGCAGGCAACGGAAGUCAGAUCCUAGCGCCUUGCUGGAACCACAUGAACACCGGCAGCUUAGAGCGAUCCUCGGAUCGUUGCAAUGGCUUGUGGCCCAGCUGAGGUUUGAUUUGUCUUUUGGUGUUUCAUCCCUACAGGGUGAAAACCCCCCAACAGUCGGGACUAUGCUCCGAGCCAAUUCCUUGGUUCGUGAGUUCAAGCGCACUGGAACCUUUGAACUGGUCUUUCGUCCGAUCGAUUACCGUUCAGCUGGCAUCGUCGCAGUCUCUGACGCAGCCUUGGGAAACGUGCAGCUGUCUGGCUCUUCUGAAGGAGCUGCCUCUGAGAAGGUCUACUCUCAGGCCUGCUACUACAUCCUGCUGGGUGAUAGUGCCUUGGUUGACGGAAAGCCGGGACAGUUUAAUGUCCUAGACACUCGGUCGCACCGAAUUCCGAGGGUUUGUCGUUCGACCUAUGCGGCUGAGACAUUGGCCGCUGAAGAGGCACUUGAUGCUGGGCAGCUGGCACGCGGCUUCUUGGCGACUGUCCUUGGGAAGGACAUGCUUGGUGUUCGCGCUGACAGCUCCAUGAACGCCGUGAAGAUGACCGGAGUCGUUGACGCCAAGGACGUUUAUGACAAAUCCAACAGUGACACGGCUUCCUUUGGUUCACAAAAGAGCCUGGCAUUCACCAUUGCCUGGCUCAGGAGCUUGUUGAGGCGACCCAACACCGCCUUGAAGUGGACAGCCACGUCCAACAUGUUUGCAGAUGCUGGAACGAAAAUGAUGAGUUUGGAUCACUUGAGAAAGAUCCUUAGCUCAGGCACCUGGUCGAUCUCCUAUUCACCGGAGUUCCAGAAGCAGGUCUAUAAGGCCAAGUCAGCAAAGCCUUCAAAGAGCUCUACAGCAUGA
Durusdinium trenchii is the source of this 6786-nucleotide messenger RNA. The record is from the annotation of a GenBank genome assembly. NCBI's taxonomy places the organism in Eukaryota, Dinophyceae, Suessiales, Symbiodiniaceae.